AUGCCCCUAUGGCAGUGCGAUUUCGAAAGCUGCCACAGGCCAGCAGUUCGCGCACUCGGUGAUUGCGUACUCUGCGACCGCCAUUUGUGCUCGCAACACCUGCAACAAAAGUUUCAUUCCUGUCCUCGCUGGGUAGAUGCGGAUGCUUAUGAUGCUGCUGCCCGACGGGCGGAAGAACGUGAAGUAGCUCACUUGAUCAGCAAGAUCAACACAGCCGCUCUUGAAGCGCGAGCUACGCAUUUGCGAUCUGGCAUGCCAUGCUCCAUAGCGCCAUUGCGAUAUGAUAAAACAACACGAAGUGCUGUCAUGGGGGGUAUGAACUACCAUGUUGAAAUCCGAUUUCAAGACGGGGUCGUAUGGCUAGCACGCAUCCGAAGGGCCAACGCCACGUCACCUCCUCCGGCACUGCGAGACUACAUUAUCCAGAGCGAAGUGGCCACACUCUUGUUUCUCGAGAAAACUAGAGUCCCCGCGCCAAAAAUGUAUGAUUACGCUCUAGAGCAACCUGGAAACCCUGUUGGCGUUGGCUUCAUUCUCAUGGAGAAAUUACCUGGCAAAUCGCUGAGAUGGUCGCUCGCCAAUGAGCAACAAAGGCGCAAGAUUAUCAAUCAGAUAUCUGACAUUCUGAUUGACCUCCGCAAAUACCCUUUCCAGGAUCUCGGCUCUCUGGAUAACACAGGCCAAUCACGAGUAGGCGCGUUUGCCCAGGAGUCUCUGACAAAUUUCCUACAAUCAGAUAUGCGUACCAUCGGGCCGUUUCGUUCUAUGGAGGAUUAUCACAAAUCCUCACUUGGGUUGUUGAUAGACGGGAUCAUACAAGAGGAGGCCUAUACCGACCGGCCAGUCGAUGCGUACCUCAUUCACCGGUUCUUGCUUGACUUGGUCCCGCUAGUGGCACCUUCCUCGUCGAACAAGGGCGACUUCUACUUGAAACAUGCAGACGACAAAGGAGACCAUAUUCUGGUUGACGAGAGUUCUAAUAUUACUGGCAUUGUUGACUGGGAGUGGGCUCACACGGCGCCAUCGUCACAUGCUUUCAAUUCGCCGAUUGCGUUGUUGCCUGUGGCAGAUUUCUAUCAUGGUAAAAACUGCUUAGGCGAUGACGAGCUUUAUUUGGCCCGCCUGUUUAGAGAAAAGGGCCAGGAAGAGCUGGCGCAAGUUGUUCAGAAUGGCCGACUGCAACAUAGGUUUGCAUUCUGCUGCGGUUAUGACCUCGUCGAUUGGGAUGGCUUCCUUGGGUUGUUUAGCGGUCUGCGCGAGGCGGUUGGCGUGGAUAAUGGGAUGGACUGGGACGAGUGGAGAGCAGUGGCUUUGGAUCGCUACAAGGAUGAGCCGGACUUGCAAUUACUAUUAUCUAGAGAGUACUUGGCCUGUGUAUACCUCAUCAUACGGCGUGUUCAGCCUCGGUCGCUGGUGCUUGAGUCGUCGGUCAAUUUGAUUAUUGCGGUACUCGCUGGCAUCAGCAGCGCUCGCUCCAUCGCUGUUCGACAAGAAGAUGUGACCCCAGAGAAAGUCUGCAACUUUUUCGAGACCGGACGAGGCAAUAAGUUGAUAAAGCCUAAUGAGAAUUGCCGACCCCGUGCACAGAAGUGCAUUGAGGACCAGGUAAAGAAAUCGGAUGUGUCUGAACAGGUUACCAAGGACGAUAUAACUCUCUGCACCUUUUCACCUAUGGUUGGAAACAUACUUUGCGAACAGGGCACAACCGACUUCAUGACUGUUUGUGACGGUCUCGACGUCACAAGCGAGACAUGCCACUCAAACACGGCUUGGUGUGUCAUGAAUGACGCUACGUUUUACGCUGAGGACAAGAAUAGCGCACUGGCAAGGCUUCAGACCUGUGUUGCCCGCAGAAUCUUCAACCCGGACGGAGAUACUUUACGGAAUUUGGUAGCCGGUGUUCCCACGGCUUACAAUAUACUUUGCAAGAAAACGGUAACAUCUCUCUUGGCCUCUCUUCUAGUCUCGGGCAGGGUUUCUAAUAUCUACCAUCUGCAGGAUACCGCUAUCAAAUGCAAUGCCACAGAGGCGACGACGGACUUUGGAAGAACGGUUUGUGGCGAGGAGAUUUACGGGAAUGACCCGGACAAGUGGUCUGAGGAGAUAAAACUGGUGGCGAAGUGCUCGGAGGAGUUUGAUCGCAAGGCGCCUAAAUCCGCUAUUCUCAAGCAUACCCAGCUUGGCCAGUACUGCCAAGAUCAGGGCGUCGAGAGAAUGAUCGAGUGCCAGACUGGAGCUCAAACUUCAUCUGAGACCGAAUCCAAGGAGGAUUCUUCGUCGACUCCCCCAGCUGAAAAGCAGCCGGAACAAACCGGACAGCCUGGACAGCCCCAGCAGUCGCUCGAGGAGGCGGACAGCCAGCCCAAGGAAAACUGUAACCGCCCCGGAGUCGACAUUAAGGAGCACUCUUCGUCGACCCCCUCAGCUGAUAAACAGCCAGAACAAACCGGACAGCCUGGACAGCCUCAACAGUCAGUCGCUCGAGGAGGUGGACAGACAGCUCAAGGAACACUGUAG
This is a messenger RNA of Beauveria bassiana ARSEF 2860, 2517 nucleotides long. RefSeq names its product UDP-N-acetylmuramate--L-alanine ligase. The coding region runs from base 1 to 2517 and encodes 838 amino acids. Lineage: Eukaryota; Fungi; Ascomycota; Sordariomycetes; Hypocreales; Cordycipitaceae. The record is from RefSeq and is a predicted model, not a curated record. The transcript has 8 exons.